AAGUACGGUCUAGAAAAAUUUUACCUCUAUUAAUAGAACUUUUCCACAGGAAUUCGAAAAUAAUUGCCGUUUUGUCCAGUUUGCUUUUCAAUUACGAUAACAGCGCUUAGAAGUUGCUCUUAUCUACCACUUUCGCGACUAGAAAAACGCCAUCUUGGAUAUGACGUCAGCUAUGACGUAGCAAUAGUCAAACCUUGUUGUUCAUCGCUUUGACCUGGUUGACUCGAUCGACCUUUCUGACGAGUAUUUCUAAUGAGGGUUUAACUAUGGUCAACUGUCUUGUAGUUAACUGUCAUAAUACUUACAAAAAUACAAAAGGGAAAGGAGUAAGCUUCCACAAGCUACCCGUAAAUAAAAAUUUAAAGAAAAUUUGGCUGGCAAAAAUAAAACGCGAGGACGCUCUGCCGAAACCCGAGAACUGCUACGUCUGCUCAGAUCACUUUAUCAAGGACGACUUCAAGCGGAAUAUUCAGUCCGAGCUCCUUGGAUCUGACGGUAGCAGGAAAAAGAGACAUUUAAAAGAUGAUGCAGUUCCAUCUGUUUUUCCCUAUGCGCCUCCACCAAAGAAAAUCCGACAAACAAGCGUUGGUAGGGCGAAUCGCCAGAGCCGACAGGAGGUCUUGAACACCCUUCUUGAAAACACCCAUUUGCUAUCUUUAGAGCAAGAAAAGUCUCCGUGUUCAGUUGUAAAGGAAAACACUGGCGAUUCACUAUCUACCUCCUGUGCUGCUUCGCCCUCUUCUCCAAAGCUUGAAACAGAACCUUCGGCGAAUCAAGUUUCUUCCCCAAGCUGCACGGAAUCUCAGUUUAUCUGGAUCGACGCUACAUCUGCAAGCGCAGAACACCGCGAACCUGAAAAAAAAUUUACGACGUGUAGAACACAGUGGCUUGCUAGUGAAACAGGGGACGCGCUGCUUCUUCAAGAUCACAACUAUAGUUGUGUUCCACCAUGGAAUCCGCUGCCUUUAUACUCUAAGCCUAGGUCCCUUUGCACGCAGCCAUUUACUUCGACCCCGAUCAAAGCUUCAUCUAGUCAACCACCUCGGUUUCUGGAACUCUCGAUUAAUCUGGAAGAAGAUACUGACGUAACAAUAGAUAACGAUGUGAACGACAAUUCCCUUCAUGUCAGCUUUGAUGAUGACGAUAUCAACAACACUUCCAUUCAAGUCAGCUGUGAUGAAGAGGCUGGGGAAGACAGUUCGUUUAACAUCAGCUUUGAAGAAGUGGACCAGGACAUCACCUAAAGCGAUUUGGAGACUGAUCCGCCCGUUAGUAACAGUCACGAUACCAUUUAUGAGAAAAUGUGUUCGUCUCCCAAGUACAUAGUAUUUGAGGAAGAACUGCUUAAGUUAUUUGGCCGCUGUGUUAAAUGCGGUGACAAGGUUCUGGAAAAGGGGGUAUUGAAAAAGGGAAGUGCAUUUAAAGUAACGACACUUUGUAAAAACCCCCAUUCGAAGGAGUGGGUUUCCCAGCCACUUGUUAACAGGGCGGCCGCGGGGAACGUAUUGCUUUCAGGUGCUGUACUUUUUACAGGAAAUACGUUUUCGCGUGUUUCAGAAGUUGCCUCCGCAAUAAAUCCUGCCUUUCUGAGCAAAUCGGAUUAUCGCAACUGGCAGAAGAAGCACCUUUUCCCUGUUAUAAAUGAUCGUUGGCAGCAGGAAAAGGCGGCAGUCCUCGCCAAUCUCUUAGACAGGAACUCAGUCACUCUCCGUGGGGAUGGACGUUGUGACUCCCCAGGCUAUAGUGCCAAAUACGGAACUUACACCAUGAUGGACAAAGAGAGUGAGAAAAUUGUCGAUUUCGAAGUUUGCCAUGUAAAGCAGAGUACAAGUUCACAGGAAAUGAAGAAACUUGGUUUUAAGCUUUGUCUUGACCGCGCACUAAAUAGUGGCAUUCCUGUAGGAGUUGUAGGUACUGACAGGCACACCGGUAUCAAAGCACUCAUGAGAAGCGAGUACAAGGACCUCGGUGUUGAGCACCAGGUAGACGUGUGGCACUUGACUAAGAACAUCAAGUCCAAGCUAGUCACGAAAGCCCAGGAGAAAGAAUGCAAGGACCUCUCUCCUUGGAUAAAAUCCGUGACAAACCAUAUGUGGUGGUCAGCGAUGACGUGUGACGGAAAUCCCCAGCUCCUUAAAGAGAAGUGGGUCAGCAUCCUCCACCACACGGCUGACAAACACGAUUGGGAUUCGACUGUGCUGUACAAUCGUUGUGCACAUGAGCCUAUUUCCCCAAGGGCACAUCGUAAAACGAAAUGGCUAAUCGUAGGUUCCCCGGCACACGAAGCGUUAAAACAUGUAGUGCUAGAGAAGAAACUCUUAGAGGAUUUGGACCUUCUAACGAAGACCAUCCAUACAGGGGCCUUGGAAGUGUACCAUUCACUCUACAACAAAUACGCGCCCAAGCGGCAACAUUUUGGAUUCCUGGGAAUGGUAGCACGUACACAGCUAACCGCUUUAGACCACAAUUCGGGCACUGGUCGAUCUCAAGCAGAGGCUUCGAGUGGGGAGAAACGAUUCCGUUAUGUUUAUCCUAAGGGGAUGAAGGAUUGGGUUGUAAGGCCUGUUUUCGAAGAGAAGACCAAGCCGCACGUUACGGAAAUGCUAUGCUCAGUGUUGGAGAUGAGAGACACAGGAGAAGAGCCAGAGCAAGUUCAAGUCCCUGAUCUCCCAAAAAACAUCGCGCCCAUUCCACGCCCACCUGAAGAGGACCUUCUCGCACGGCAUGUAUCCAGAUUUGGGAAAAAAUUAAGCAAGUGAAAAAAAUAGAAAUACAAAAAUCGAAUAGUCCGCCUAAAAUGCCACUAGAAUUUACAUUGUUAGUUUUCUAUUUUUGGAACAGACUGUUACAGGUAUUUUAAUGAUUGGAGCUGGAGCCGAUACCCCUAUAGCGCCGUGGACUUCCUUGAAUGUUUAAUAAAAACAAACACAAGUUUAUUGAUUAAACGUGACUGUCCCGGCCAUGAGUCAUUGUCCUCAGCAUCUUUAAAGCCUGUAUAAUUUCCGGCUGCAUCUGGGUAAUUACGUCUUAUUGAUGCCACAACACACGAAGGAAUCACACGUCAGUUCCCUUUACCAAGUCUGUUAUAAGUCCACCAAGUUAACUGUCUAUAACCAGUAGUAGUAGUAACUACAAGUAUUUAAGCCAAUGAAUGAAGCUUAGUUUCUCCUAGCAGGCCUUUCAAUGAGUUUGAGAAAAGGAAGGAAAUAACAAUUAGUAGGCGACCAAGUUAAAGGCUGGGAACUGUUCAAUCAAAAUGUCUCAGGUGUACAACAAGGAAUGUCGAAUCGAUCUUUACAUCUAAACCUGUCAGUGGUAAUUUAAUCUUUCGUUUCCACUCCAAACUGGGAAAUGUUGGCAAUUCAAAUUUUUCGAUCGUGUGAUAAUUAUCGAUUGAUUUUUCACCAGCACCUAUUUGAAAGGAGGUAAAUAUAUUAAGGCAUCUGUCGGCCGAGUAUCAACGGAUACUAUCGGUUGACAUGUCGACCUAGAGUUGGUCGAUAAUCAAUUGACAUGUCGACCGAUAUUCGGCCGACUGUCGGUCGCCACGUUGUUCAACCGACAUGUAAACCGAAAGUAUCGACCAAUUCUUGACCGACAGGUGAUAGAUACCUUAAAUACUCAUGAUCCAACUAGUCAACGGAUUUGGCUGGUUACUGGCUCUCGUUGAUAGCCCUGUGAUUCUGCCAAUAUGAGUACCUGUAAUAUUUUAUGUAAACAGUAAGGGAUCAACCUUGAAUAGAACGAAACGUGACCUUAGUAAAUGGACCCUUCAUAUAUCAGUAAAGGGGGUAAGUUUCUAAAGAGAC
Molecule: messenger RNA, 3809 nt
Organism: Pocillopora verrucosa
Lineage: Eukaryota; Metazoa; Cnidaria; Anthozoa; Scleractinia; Pocilloporidae
Product: THAP domain-containing protein 1-like
Source: RefSeq, a predicted model, not a curated record